This is a messenger RNA of Zychaea mexicana, 854 nucleotides long. RefSeq names its product glycolipid transfer protein domain-containing protein. Gene Ontology annotation, molecular function: ceramide 1-phosphate transfer activity; ceramide 1-phosphate binding. Gene Ontology annotation, biological process: ceramide transport; intermembrane lipid transfer. Gene Ontology annotation, cellular component: membrane; cytosol; cytoplasm. Lineage: Eukaryota; Fungi; Mucoromycota; Mucoromycetes; Mucorales; Lichtheimiaceae. Bases 50 to 649 code for a protein of 199 amino acids. The record is from RefSeq and is a predicted model, not a curated record. The transcript is spliced from 5 exons.
UCGCCCCCCCCCUUCAGCUCGUUACUUUUUUUUGUUUUCAUACUUCAUCAUGGCUGCCACCACCUACUUUGAAACCAUCAAGCGUUCCUACACUGACGUUGACAUUGCCAAUGGCAUUGACACUACUCAGUUCCUCGAAGCUACCGAAGGCGUUGUCAACUUGUUUGACAAGCUCGGCUCAUCUGCUUUCUCGGUUGUUCAGAAUGACAUGAACGGUAACAUUAAGAAAAUCCGUGACAAGUUGUUGAGCAACCCUACUGCCAACGCUACGUUGCAGGGUCUCAUGGAAACAGAGGCCCCUGAAAAGAAGCGUGUUGCCACCGAAGGUCUCUUGUGGCUGACUCGUGGUCUUGAUUUCACUGCUCAAGCCCUCCGCCGCAGCAUUGACAAUUCUGCCGAGGAACUCAAUAUCUCGUUCACCAAGUCAUACGAGAACACCUUGAAGAAGCAUCACAGCUUUGUGGUUCGACCCGUUUUUGGCCUUGCCAUGAAGGCCUGCCCUUACCGCAAGGACUUUUACGAAAAGAUCGGCGUCUUGACGGAUGCUGCUUUGGAAUUGAUGAAGACUUGGUUGGCUGCUCUGGAGAACAUCAUUUCCAUCAUCAAUGCUGUCUUCCAGGCCCACCCUGAAUACAUUAAGGGCAUGUAAAUCACUUUCGCUCUCUGUGCACUCCUCCUCUCUUAAUCACAUUCCUAUAAACAGUCCACAUGCAUUUCAAAGCACGCAUACAACAUCUCCCAAUCCCCUCGCAAUCUUUUUUUUUCUGCUGUUUUAUCAGUUUGUUUCUCUUUUAAUUUACUUUUUGUGAUUCUUCAAUUUUCCUUGAUAAAAUACCAAUAACUCAAAACAAAGA